Messenger RNA from Colletotrichum orchidophilum, 2121 nucleotides. RefSeq names its product glycosyl hydrolase family 47. The record is from RefSeq and is a predicted model, not a curated record. Gene Ontology annotation, molecular function: mannosyl-oligosaccharide 1,2-alpha-mannosidase activity; calcium ion binding. The coding region runs from base 1 to 2121 and encodes 706 amino acids. The transcript has 3 exons. Gene Ontology annotation, biological process: carbohydrate metabolic process; N-glycan processing. Gene Ontology annotation, cellular component: endoplasmic reticulum; membrane. Lineage: Eukaryota; Fungi; Ascomycota; Sordariomycetes; Glomerellales; Glomerellaceae.
AUGAAUGUUCGCGACCCUUUCAAUCUACACCAGAACUCUGCCCUCAGCGUUUUCAAGAUCACGGCCGCUCGAGCUGCCCAUAACAUCAAAGAAAAAGCAGUCGAGGCCGGAGCCACUGCGCUGAGCGACAUGUCUUUCAAUGUGCCGAAGAACGUUCCUUCGUUUAGCAAUCCCCAGCGAGUACUCGAAGAUCGAUACUGGGGCGCGUCCGCCAACAACCGAUCCUACCGUGGAGGCAACUCUGGUAUCUUCCACGGUGUGCAAGGGCGGGUAGAAGACCUCUUGGGCACCAAGGGCCAGCUUCCCAUGUACAAGGACAAGCCCUAUGCCCACCACGCAAGCCGGAGGUUUCGGCCUCUCUGGCGGCGGAAACGCUCCAUCUUCGUCUCCCUGCUAUGCUUCGUAACAGGCCUUUGGUUCUUUGGCUUCUUCUCCGAGGGUUCCAAGGCCCGCGAGUCGGCAACGUCAUGGACUGGUUGGCUGGGUGCUUCUGAGCCCACGGGCAAGAAGGUAGACUGGCUCAAGAGACGGGAGAGGGUGGUUGAGGCCUUUGAGCUCAGCUGGGACGCCUACGAGCGCUAUGCUUGGGGAUACGACGAGUACCACCCCAUUGCGAAGACCGGACGACAGAUGGCACCCAAGGGACUCGGUUGGAUCAUCAUCGAUUCGCUCGACACUAUGAUGCUGAUGAAUUUGACAUCACGCCUGAGUCAGGCGAGGCAAUGGCUUGCUAAAGACUUGACAUGGGAUCAAGAUCAAGACGUCAACACCUUUGAGACAACCAUUAGAAUGCUCGGCGGCCUUCUCUCUGCGCAUUAUCUAUCAACCGAGUUCCCCGAACUAGCCGCGAUCAAAGACGACGACCCAGGCGCGCCUGGCGAGGACUUAUAUUUGGAAAAAGCAAAGGAUUUGGCCGAUCGUUUGAUGAGUGCUUUUGAUUCGCCGUCAGGAGUUCCCUACGCGAGCGUCAAUUUAGCCACUUACAAAGGCAUUGUAUCCCACGCGGAUGGCGGCGCCUCGUCGACUGCUGAGACGACGACACUACAGCUCGAAUUCAAGUACCUGGCCAAGCUCACGGGCGAAAAGGACUUCUGGGACAAGGUCGAACGGGUUAUGAAGGUGGUCGAUGAUAACGGCGCUCAGGAUGGGCUUGUCCCUAUCUACCUCUACGCCACGACGGGAGAGUUCAGGGGAGACAAUAUUCGCCUAGGCUCCCGCGGUGACUCGUACUAUGAGUACCUGAUCAAGCAGUAUUUGCAGACGAAUAAGCAGGAGCCCGUCUACCUGGAGAUGUGGGAUGAAGCACUCGCAGGAGUGCGCAAGCACCUGAUCACUUACAGCAAGCCCUCUGGAUUCACUGUUCUUGGAGAGCGCCCCUCCGGCCUGAACCAUGAGCUGUCUCCGAAGAUGGAUCAUCUCGUGUGCUUCAUGCCCGGUACGAUUGCUUUGGGAGCGACGGGAGGUAUUCCAGAGGCAGAGGCCAGGAAACUCCCCACGUGGAACAAGAAGAAAGGUGAGGACAUGAAACUGGCCCGCGAGCUCAUGCAGACCUGCUGGGGCAUGUACAAGUGGAUGGCGACAGGACUUGCCGCCGAGAUCACUUACUUCAAUGUCGACGACCCACCCGCGUCGCCUUCAGCUUCGCACCACCCACCCAAAGAGUUUGAUCUUGAUCCGCAUGCCAAGUGGCGACAGGAUUUUGAGGUUCACUCUCAAGAUGUCCACAACCUUCAACGACCAGAGACCAUUGAGAGCGUCUUCUACAUGUGGAGAAUCACCGGCGACAUCAAAUACCGUGAAUGGGGCUGGGAGAUGUUCAAGUCGUUUGUCAAUUACACCUCGGUCGAGGAUGGGGGAGGCUUCACGAGCUUGAGCAAUGCCAACACGAUCCCUCCAGUUGUGCGCGACAACCUUGAAAGCUUCUGGAUGGCCGAGACACUCAAGUACUUCUAUCUCUUGUUCUCGCCGGAUGACUUGUUGCCCAUGGACACGGUCGUCUUCAACACGGAAGCGCACCCGUUCCCCCGCUUCGAUAUGGGCAAACUAUUCAACACAGGCUGGAAGCGCAAGCCGAGAGACGCCAACGGAAAGCUGAUUGUGGAAAAAGUGGAACAAGCAUGA